AUACCUCUGUUCCGUUCCUUGGAUUACUCUGUUUCUUUUCAGUUAUGGAUUCUGGAGUCGUUCAAAGUCGUGUGCACGAGUCCGAUGAACAUCAUCCUCACAACGUUGGAAUGAAACAAGGGAACCAUUAUGGGGCGGACGAACACCACCAUGACCAUGAGAAGAAGUCGGUUCUGAAGAAGGUGAAAGCGAAGGCUAAGAAAAUUAAGGACACGAUCAAGAAGCAUGCACAUCAUGACCAUGAUCACGAUCACGAUCACGAUCACGAGCAUCGCGAUAUCCCGGAUGAUCAUGAUCUCGAGGAGGAAGAUGAUGAAGAUGAAGACAUGGCUGAAAAUAAUCCUGAAGUUCAUGGAGCCCCAAUUUACGAUAGUACAGUCCCUAAAACUGUGAUUACCGGCGAACAAGUUCAUCAUCAAGAUCCAAAGGUUGUAGUUGUUUCGCCGGGUAUGGGAACCGAUCAAACAGUGGCAAAUGAUUCAGCAACAAGAACAUUUGCUGGAGAAGAAGGGAACGCAGGACGGCGAAAGGUCAAUUUGCAGAGACCUAUUGACUUGGAGGAAGAUCCUGCCGCUCCUGGAACAACACGUCAGCCUCAUACAUCUUCCAAUUAUCAAAGCAAAGUCACUGAUCCAACUGGGGCAGGUGGUGCAGAAAUACAAGUUACCCCAGUUCUGAAAUCUUUUGCCGAAAUGAAUGUCCAUGACGGGACAAAACCCCAUGCUCGUUCUACUGCAACUCAAAAUGCUUCUGGCACUCCUAUAAUGCAUGAAGAACAGAAACACUACGAAUCAGUGGGCAAACCAGCAAACCAGAGCGGCUAUACGGCAACUCAAUAUCCUUCUGGUGCUCCUAUAAUGCGAGCAGAACAGAAACAAUACGAAUCGUUGGACGAACCAACGAACCAGAGCAGCUAUGCGGCAACUCAAUAUUCUUCUGGUGCUGCUCCUAUAAUGCAUGAAGAACAUAAACAUUAUGAAUCGCUGGAGAAACCAUCGAACCAGAGCAGCUACACUCCAACUCAAUAUCCUUCUGGAACUUCUGAAAUGCAUGUAGAUCAGAAACGCUAUGAAACACUGGACCAACCAUUGAAUCAGAGCAGCUAUACCGCAACUCAAUAUGGUUCUGGUACUCCUUUAAUGCAUGAAGAGCACAAACACCAUGAAUCAGUGGGCAAACCAUCAAGUCAGAGCAGCUAUACUUCAUCUCAAUAUCCUUCUGGAACUUCUGAAAUGCAUGUGGAUCAGAAACGCUAUGAAUCACUGGACCAACCAUCGAAUCAGAACAGCAAUACCGCAACCCAAUAUCCUUCUGGUACUCCUCUAAUGCAUGGAAAGCACGAACACUAUGAAUCAGUGGGCAAACCAUCGAGCCAGAGCAGCUAUACUGCAUCUCAAUAUCCUUCUGGCACUUCUGAAAUGCAUGUAGAUCAGAAACGCUAUGAAUCACUGGACCAACCAUCGAAUCAGAGCAGCAAUACCGCAACUCAAUAUCCUUCUGGUACUCCUCUAAUGCAUGGAGAGCACAAAUACCAUGAAUCAGUGAGCAAACCAUCGAGCCAGAGCAGCAAUACUGCAUCUCAAUAUCCUUCUGGCACUUCUGAAAUGCAUGUAGAUCAGGAACGCUCUGAAUCAGGGGAGAAACCAUCGAACCAGAGCAGCUAUACCGACAAGAUCUCAUCUGCUACCUCUGCAAUUGCUGAUAAAGCUGUCGCUGCUAAAAACGCCGUCGCUUCCACGCUCGGCUACGAUGACAACAAAGAUAACAGAGACCAUGAGAACGAAUCGAGGAGUGGAGAGAAUCAAAGCAGCUACACAGACAAAAUCUCAUAUGCAACAUCUGCUAUGGCUGAUAAAGCUGCUGCUGCUAAAAAUGCUGUGACUUCGAAGCUCGGCUAUGAUGACAACAACAAAGUUGACAGAGAUAACGAGAAGGAAACGAGGCAUGGAGAGAAUCAGAGUAGUUACACAGCGAAAAUAUCAUCUGCGACAUCUGCAAUAGCUGAUAAAGCUGUUUCUGCUAAAAAUGCCUUGACUUCGAAGCUCGGCUAUGAUGAUAAGAAGGUUGACAGAGAUAAUGAGAAGGAAACGAGGCAUGGGGAGAAUCAAAGUAGUUACACGGAGAAAAUAUCAUCUGCAACAUCUGCAAUAGCCGAUAAAGCUGUUUCUGCCAAAAAUGCUGUGACCUCCAAGCUAGGUUACGGCAGUGGUGUUGGUGACAAUGCGAAAACAACUCAUGAAGAUUAUCAUAAAACUGAGGAUGCUAAUGCUUCAGGCGUGUCGGGGGCAUCAACAGCGGAAUAUGGGAAGAAAAUUACAGAGUCCCUGACCGAGAAACUGUCUCCAGUUUAUGGCAAAGUUGCUGGAGUAGGGAGUGCAGUGAAGUCCAAAUUGUCACCUUCUACAAAUGAGGGAGACAAAGGGGUCUCUGUGAAGGAAUAUUUUGCAGAGAAGCUAAGGCCAGGGGAUGAAGACAGGGCUCUUUCUGAGGUGAUUUCAGAGGCUUUAAACAAGCGUGGAGGAGAGGCAGCAACGAAGGAGCAUGGCGAUCAAGGGGGGAGGAGAAUGACUGAUGUGAUUUCUGAUGUUAUACAUGAGAGGGAUGAAGGGGUAGCUGAAGCAGAGCAUCGACCUCUGGGGAAAGUGACAGAGUCUGAUGAAGUGAAGAGAAGGUUGGGGAGCGGGGAUGAUAGUGAAAGAAGGUAUCAGGAGAGUUAUGAGAACAGCUCUGGCAAAGGCGUGGUUGAUAAGCUGAAAGAUGCGGCUGGGUCCUGGUUUGGCAAAUCACAAGAGAAUCAAUCAUCACAAGAUACAGGGAGAGUUGAGAAAAGUGAGAGAAGGCUUCAGGAAUCAUCCAACUGAAGAAAUAUUGAUUCAAUACGUUCUCUCAGAGAAGCUUCUCCAUCCACCAAGGACCUUCAUACACAUAUAUAUAGUCUGCGUAACAUAUAUAUAGUCUGCACAUGCCUGUACACUUGGUUGAUGUAAUAGUUUGUUUCCUGCUUUCCUACUCUAGGAGCUUUAUAAAUAUCUAUAAGAUCAUGUAUAAUUAAGAACCUCUUUCUUUUCUCUUCUGUUUGUGGAUAUAUAUGUGUAUCUCUGGGUGUUAAAUAGCAGGAUGUCAUUUUCCUUUUCUUAUGUAUCUCAGAUUAGUUAGUACUGUGGUUUGUGCAA
Messenger RNA from Neltuma alba, 3173 nucleotides. RefSeq names its product low-temperature-induced 65 kDa protein. The record is from RefSeq and is a predicted model, not a curated record. The transcript has 5 exons. Gene Ontology annotation, biological process: response to stress; response to abscisic acid. NCBI's taxonomy places the organism in Eukaryota, Viridiplantae, Streptophyta, Magnoliopsida, Fabales, Fabaceae. The coding region runs from base 45 to 2861 and encodes 938 amino acids.